AUGCGUGGCUUCCAUCUCUUCCUCCUUAUUUGUGUACUGCGUAAGUUUUUUCUUUUGGCAGGAACGCCACUUGAAAAUUUUUUUUGGUUUCCUAUUCGAUGCGUUAAAGUCAAUUUAACAUCUAUCUUAUAUCUCUAAACGUUUUUAAUGUCAAAUCUUACUAGAUGGGCCAAAAGGCGGGGACACCCGGAUUGUUUAGUGGCUCCUUGCGACAUCGGUUGAAAUCAAAUGAAAUAUCACUAAAUUAUGUUUGUUUUGUAGAGUUUUCCGACCAAAAAAUAUUUUUCAUGGGAUUUUUUUAUUUUUUUAUGUCAAUUUUGACAUUUUUUUGGACGGAAUUCUUUCUGUUUCGGGUUGCCGUCCGCACCAUGGAGAGCGUGCCUUAUGAAAAGGGUAUUUAUUCACUGUUGUUGAUGUUGAUUGCUUGACCCACCCAUUAGUCUGUCGGGAAAAUAAUGAGCACUCUAUCGCAUCGAAAAUUGCAUCGCCGCCAAAAGACAACCAGGGCAGCGACAUUAUGCUCAUUAUUUUCUUAACAUACUGAUUGGACUUUUUAAGUCAUCAAUUUUCCUGCCGUAUCCGAGAACAUCAUCCUCGAGAAGAGGAAGAUAAUUGGCUUCGAAAAUUUUUAUUUACUCCGCAUUUACGCGUAUUACAUUCCUCUUUUCAGUCCUUGCCAUCUCCCUGUCCGAAUCCAAAAUCCACGCUCGCGAUGUAGCAGCGCCUUCAGCCGCGCACGGCAUCACGAAACACCAGCCUCACCGUCAAAACAAACGAAAAAACGGCGGUAAAAAAGGAGGGAAAGGAAAAGGGAAGAAGGCUCGCAAGAACGGCAAAGGCAAGAAGAACCGGAAGGGAAAGAAGCACGGAAACCGGCAGUAG
Bursaphelenchus xylophilus (pine wood nematode) is the source of this 882-nucleotide messenger RNA. The record is from the annotation of a GenBank genome assembly. Lineage: Eukaryota; Metazoa; Nematoda; Chromadorea; Rhabditida; Aphelenchoididae.